ACGGGUUAUAGUCUAAUCGUCCAAAAUUGAAUUGGUAUCGGAAAUUGAAGGAGAAGAAAAAGAAGAUGCCGAUGCGGUCGAUGCCUUCCUUAUAUCUAGACGAGGGAUAUAAGGUAGGGUGUACACAUUAAACAUCUAAACCCCCAAAAACAGAGAGAGAGAGAGAGGAGAGAUGAUGAAUUGGUAUCGGAAUUUGAAGGAGAAGGGAAAGAAGAAGAAGCUGCAGCGGGAGGUGGAGGCUUCGGAACAGCCGAUGCGGUUGGUACUGAAUCGGAGUCGUACAUGGAGUGCGAGUCGGAAUCCGAGAGAGCUUGAUGCUGCGGAGCGGAGAAACCGGAUGUCAGUAAAUCGGCUUCGAAGCCCAGAGGCGGAUUCAGAAAGCCCACAGGCGGAUUUUGAUAACAAAGAAGUAGAAGAUUGGACGGAAGAAGAUUGGGCGAAACUAUUGGAGAUUGGGCGGAAGAGGAAGAGGAAGUCGCCGGAGGUGACUCAGGAAAUGUUAGACAAUCUGGAAGAGGCGAAGAAGAGGACCGACUUUAGAUUACCUCCUACUAUUGAAGAUCUGGUGAGGGAAGGAAUGACCAAAGGGAAGAGGCAUAUUUACACCACCGAUCCUGAAUAUGACGAUGCUAGGCUCAAACAACAGCUUCAAUGGAUAAUGAAACACUAUGAUCACCCUAAUGAUUAUUAUUGGGCCAAAGAAAGAUUUUGUAUUUUAGAAGAAAGGGAAUACCAAAGAGAUGUCGCUGCUAGUGGUGGUUUUGAUGUGGGAUUCUAUCCUUUUCUGAGGUCCAGCUGUUUUUCUGGUCAAAUUGCUAGACACUACUGCCCCCCACUUUUCAACCUCGGGCCUGAGGGGGUUGCUGAAUUGUAUAAUCUCGCCAGUAUAGCAAUUCAAUUCUACAAUUCUUCAAUGGGAACACAAUAUUGUCUUACCAAUGUCAUCAAGGCAAUGAGAAGCGCUGCUCAGGGCUUGUGUUACUACAUCACUUUAGAAGCAUCAAUACAGCAAGAUGGCUUUGGUAAUAUAUUUCCCUUGACAUUUGAGGCCCAACUGUUUCAGUGGAUCCCUAUCGGAUCUGGAAAAAUAGAUAUCGACUUUGUCAGACCCAAGAUGGUAGCAGAAGCAGGACCCUCAGGCGCCUCAAUAUGCAUGCUGCCCCAGCACCAUCAUUCCUAACAGUUUUCCAGGGCAGUGGUAAUACCUCUCUUGAGGAUUAUGGAAGGCUUCAACUAUUUUAUAAAUAAGCUUGGGUUUGAUAUUCAGUUUUAAUGGUUACUAUUAGUUGUUUCUCUAAACUGAUUGUGGAUUGACUUGUGUAAUGUUUGGUUUGGUUCUCUCAAGACUUUCAAUUCUAUGGAAAGAUUAUAGAGGAGGGUGUUUCCUGUAGUUUAAAA
Daucus carota subsp. sativus is the source of this 1398-nucleotide messenger RNA. RefSeq lists its product as uncharacterized. Lineage: Eukaryota; Viridiplantae; Streptophyta; Magnoliopsida; Apiales; Apiaceae. The transcript is spliced from 4 exons. The record is from RefSeq and is a predicted model, not a curated record. Bases 173 to 1180 code for a protein of 335 amino acids.